UGAUCUGGCAUCCCUGAUUGAAUAAACUUUCAAGUGUAAUAUUGUGAUUUUCAGAGAAAAAAUUUAGAAACAUUUUUGUAUAACUGCAGCAUUUUGCGAGUGAUUAUUUACUAAAACACCCUUGGUUAAUAGAAUUUAAUAAAUUCUACGAUGGAAGGAAAAGGAAAAAAAAAAGGAAAAAAACAAUCAUCCUUCGAGUCGCAACAGCCGCAAACUGGAGCGGAUCAGCAUGGAGGGAAAGGAAAGGGGAAACAAGAGAAUCCCCCCAUAUCAAUAUCGGAAAGUUCCGGAGAUACUCAACCGGCUCGUGCCCAUGGCGGAGGUGAUGCUGGGCAGAAUCUACCGAAAUCUCAAUCAAAAUACAAACAAAGACAACAGCAACAACAACAACAAAAAUCCCAACAGGACAUGCCUCAACAACAGCAACAAAUGUUCCAGCAGGUAAAACCACAACAACAACAACCUCAGCAGCAACAACAAAAACCCCACCAGGGGAUGCCACAACAACCACAACAGCAGAAGCAACCUAAACACCAGCAGGACAAACCACAUCAAAAUCAACCUCAGCAGCAACAACAAAAACCCCAGCAUGACAAGCCACAACAACAACAACAGCAACAGCAGAAGCAAGAGCAACCAUCGACAGAGCCGCCAGCCCGAGUCAAGUUAUCUUUCAAACAAAGACAACAGUUGAAACAGAAGCAAGAACCGCAAGAACCAGGGCCUUCACAAACCCCGCGCGAGACCACGCCGUCUUCUCAUGAUUCGUCACCUUCGCAUGCUGCUGCGCUGCAAAAAGUGGAAGAAGAUUUCGGCGCUAUGAAGAUUGAUAAACAAAAGAUCCAAUCUACCCAUCUACUACCGGUUCUCAGUCGUGCAAAUGCGUUCGGAACCCGUGGCAAAGCAAUCUCAAUCGAAGUCAACUACGUCCAGCUGCUUGUAGACCGUCUGAUCGGUUCGGCCUACCACUACGAUGUAGAUAUCAAACCGGCAGCAUCGCGCAAGUGGCAGAGAGCUGCUUUUUCUGCGUUCGCUAGAGAAAUGUUCCCGGGGUACAAUUUCGGUUUCGAUGGGAACAAGAAUGCAUACUCUGCCAAACGGCUGAAAACGGAUUACCACGAAAAGGAGGUGACUGUACGCGAAGAUGGUCGGGAGAGAAAGUUCACCGUCACCAUGAAGGAAGCGGCCGUCGUAGACAUGAGCUGUUUGAAAACCUAUAUGAACAAUGGUAGCCUCGUCAAACCGAUGGCUGCCAUCCAAUGCUUAGACGUAGUUCUUCGAACUGCCUAUGAAAAUAAUCCCAAUUUUGUGAAGUUCAAAAAAUCUAUCUACGCCGUUCCGAGUCAGCCCGAAGAUAUCGGCGCCAACCACGAAUUGUGGUACGGAUUGUUCCAGUCGGCAUUGUUAGGAUCCAAACCUUUCCUCAAUAUAGAUGUGUCACAUAAAGCGUUCCCAUCUGGAGGUCCAGUGUUGAGUGUUCUGGCCAACUUGAAUCGAUCAUCAGUUCCGGAUCAGGUGCCCGAUUGGUUGGCGAGAGAGUUAACAACGUAUCUCAAAGGAAUGGAAAUAAGCUACACGGGUCCUACUGCAGCGAAUAAGAUUUUUAAAUUCAACCGAUUGAAGGGUCCGGCUAACAAAGAAUCUUUUAAGUUAGACAAUGGCACAGUUGUGACCGUUGACCAGUACUUCCGGCAGCAAGGAAUGCCUCUUAGGUACCCAAAUCUUCCGGUUAUGCACGUUGGAAGUCUUGUACGCAACGUUCUACUGCCAAUUGAACUGUGCAGCAUUCCCCGUGGACAAGCGCUGACUAAAAAGCAUCCGGACCAAUGCACCCAAAUGAUAAUCCGACGAUCGGCCACCGAUACGGCAACUAGGAAACGCAAAAUUAUGGAUUUGUUUAACCAAAUCGGCUACAAUAAUAGUCCAGCUAUAAAGGAAUUCGGUGUUUCUGUUGGUAACACUUUCGAAAAAGUCGAUGGCCGUGUCAUCGAUCCUCCGUCUCUGAUUUAUCGCAAUAACGGCGAGGCUAGGCCACAGCGAGGUGUCUGGCGAGCGGAUAAUUUCAAUUUCUUAACGCCCAGCACUGAAGUCGUGCGUCGUGAACUUCGCUGGACUAUACUGAAUUUGGAUUUCAGAACUAGACCCGAUGCUAUUGAACAAUUCGGCAGAAGCAUUUCCCAAAUGGCUCAAAAGCAGAACGUCCAACUAGAGCCAUUUUCGAUGAGAAACAAUUUUACCGAGCCACGCGACAUGAGAACGUGCAUUCGAGAUUUAGAUAACAUCCUACAAGAUCUCAAGCAAAAGCAAAUGGACUUGGUCAUCGUAGUUAUUCCGGCUGCUGGCGGACCGAAUGGUGAUGUUUACGCCAAGGUUAAACAGAAGGCUGAACUAGUAACUGGUCUGUUGACACAGUGCAUUAAAGGAGACACGCUGUUCAAAAAACGAGGCGAUCUGAGUACCAUAAGCAAUAUAUGGUUGAAGAUAAACGCAAAAACAAAUGGCACCAACCAUGUACUGAAGUCGAUGUGCAAGCCACCAAUUUCUCGUCAGAAAGUGAUGUACAUUGGUGCCGAUGUUACGCAUCCGUCGCCAGAACAGACGAACAUCCCGAGUGUGGUUGGUGUUUCCGCAUCCUACGAUAUAGAAGGCUUCCGGUACAACUGCUGUUACCGGCUGCAGAACCCGAAAGACGAAAUGAUCCGUGAUCUGCAGAAUAUUGUGAGCAAACAGAUCCGAUUGUUCAAACAGCAGAACGGUAUCCUGCCCGAGCUGAUCAUGUACUACCGGGAUGGAGUUUCGGAAGGUCAGUUUGCAGAAAUACUGACCAUUGAGUUGAGGGCUAUACAGGCGGCGGCGGCAGAUGUGGAUCCCAGAUACAAACCAAAAAUCACCUUCAUAGUGGUGCAGAAGCGUCAUCAUGCACGAUUUUUCCCAACAGCAAACUGCCCAACGGAAGGAAGGAAUAACAACGUUGUGCCCGGGACAAUCGUUGAUCGGCACAUCACCGCCCCGAACCAAUAUCAGUUUUUCCUGGUUUCUCACGCGGCCGUACAAGGUGUCGCGAAACCAACCAAAUACUGUGUAUUGUACGACGACGAGAACUGUAAGCCGGAUGAGCUGCAGGCGCUCACGUACAAUCUGUGCCACAUGUUUGCACGCUGCAAUCGGGCAGUUUCGUAUCCGGCACCCACGUACUAUGCGCAUUUGGCUGCCUACAGAGGAAGAGUAUAUAUCAAAGAUCGCGCUCUGAAUAUGGAUAAUUUACUGCAAGAAUACCAGCGUUUGCAAAUUAGAACCGAAAUAAUCGAUGGCCAUCCAAUGUUUUUUGUUUAAUUUAUUGAUAACUGUUAUUCAUAUAAAAACAUCAUAUAUUUUAUUAUUAUUAUCAUAUUGUAAUUUGCUUUUCGUAUAUAACCACAAUAAAAAGAAAGAUAGGUUAAGUGCAAAUAUAAAACUUUUUUUUAGUUUUGGUCAAAGGUAAACUAGCCAACCAUCCAAAA
Molecule: messenger RNA, 3500 nt
Organism: Malaya genurostris
Lineage: Eukaryota; Metazoa; Arthropoda; Insecta; Diptera; Culicidae
Product: protein argonaute-2
Exons: 8
Coding region: 151-3333 (1060 amino acids)
Molecular function (GO): protein binding; RNA binding
Source: RefSeq, a predicted model, not a curated record